Hypomesus transpacificus is the source of this 1912-nucleotide messenger RNA. It is a transcript of the gene smim14, whose product is annotated as small integral membrane protein 14. Lineage: Eukaryota; Metazoa; Chordata; Actinopteri; Osmeriformes; Osmeridae. Gene Ontology annotation, cellular component: endoplasmic reticulum. The record is from RefSeq and is a predicted model, not a curated record. Bases 209 to 514 code for a protein of 101 amino acids. The transcript is spliced from 5 exons.
GUGGUUCAGGUCUAUCAAAACAAACGAGAAAGGCAACAGCAAGCUGGCAGAAACCUGGAGAUCUGUUCUGUCGUGUGAGCAAGUAGCCCAGGUUUCGGAAGUCUGCAGCUAGCAAACACCUAGUGGAACAAGAGUAAACAGACGUUGUAUUCAAGUUCGAUUUUUGUAAAGCUUUUUUGUAUUUUCUUCAGUUUCAAGGCAGUGGGACAUGGCAGAGGGAGGCUUCGACCCGUGUGAGUGCAUUUGCUCUCACGAGCAUGCCAUGAGACGACUCCUCAACUUGCUCAGGCAGUCCCAGUCCUACUGUACAGACAACGAGUGCCUUCAGGACAUACCUGGCCCUGGUGGGCCCGUCUCUGAGGACCUGACCAUGCCCCUGGUGUUGCUAGGCUGGUUGGUUCUAGCUCUGGUUCUGUUCCUGCUGCGUCCAGCCAGCCUGCGAGGCUCUCAGCCGGCCGACAAGCCCAGCGGCCCCCAUAGCCACCCAGCCCCUCCAGCCCCCCCACUGGACUGAUGCUGGGGCCAGGAGAGCCGUGCUGCACCGACAUGCCCAGAACCAACGCUGCUGUUACCCUCUCUCCUGCCUCCUGCCAGACCCUGCCUCUCUCUUCUCUCUCCUGCCUCCCUCUCCUGCCUCUCUCUCCUCUCUCCUGCCAGACCCAACACUGCUGUUCCUCACAUCUCUCCCUGUAUCCUCUCUCCUGCCUUUUUCUCCUCUCUCCUGCCUCUCUCUCCUGCCUCCCUGUCUCCUCUCUCCUGCUUCCCUGUCUCCUCCUGCCUCUCUCUCCCUGUCUCCUGCCUCUCCCUGUCUCCUGCCUCUCUCCUGCCUCUCUCUCAUCUCUCCUGCCUCUCGCCCUCUCUCCUGCCUCUCGCCCUCUCUCCUGCCUCUCCCUGUUUCCUCCUUUCUGCCUCUCACUGUCUCCCCUCUCUUGUGUCUUUUGGCUCUGGCCUGAUCGGUAGUGGUAGGGGUGUAGAUGUUGCUGAGAAAACACGGCGCACAGAUCAAACAUUCCACAGUGAUGUCACAGUCCUGAAUCCUAGUGCCAGUGAUGUCAAAGUCCUAAAUCCUAGUGCCAGUGAUGUCACAGUCCUGAAUCCUAGUGCCAGUGAUGUCACAGUCCUGAAUCCUAGUGCCAGUGAUGUCAUGAUCUUGAAUCCUAGUGCCAGUGAUGAUGGGACAGAGAAGCUUGAUGUAGAAGGAAAAUGACUCACUUAAAGUAACAUUUUCAUUUUUUAAUCAAUUGCGCCAGUUUGAAAACUUCUAUAUAUAACAUUUUCUUUUAUGUUUACCAUAUUUCCCCUGAUUUCUCAGAAGUAGCUUUUCAUGUUAAGUUGAAAAGUAAAAAAGAUUAUAGUUACUUGGACACAAAUCAAGUUGUCCUAAAAUUGGGGGUGAAUAUAUUCAAACUUGGGUCUUCUCUUUUUAUAACUCUGUACUGGACUGUACCAUACCUGAAAUAGACUGUACCAUACCUGAAAUAGACUGUACCAUACCUGAAAUAGACUGUACCAUACCUGUGCAGAAAUGGUUGUAUAGUAAACCGAUGACAAAUGUAAUGUAGUUUGAGAUUAUACUCUUAAUAUUUUGUCAACACUUUUGUUAGCGUGUUUUCCUCUAUUAUGACUGUGUUGUUCUGGAUCUGUUGGUGUUAGGGUGUCAGAAUUGAAGAUGUUGGGCUUGGUCCCAAAGCCCUCAGAGAGCACCCUUCCUUAAGGUGGUUACAGGAGUGCAUGAAAAUGUGUACACCGUCUGAAUGGUUCCCUCUGACUGACUGACAGGGAACUCUGGGAGUCUGGUUCUAGUCUGGUCUGGGUUGGUUCCAGUCAUCAACCAAGGCUGUUGGUUUAUAGAAAGGGCUCAAACUAUGCACUUUUCCUUUUUAAAACAACAAAUAAACCACAGUAAUAUAAA